This is a messenger RNA of Magnolia sinica, 783 nucleotides long. Its product is annotated as regulator of nonsense transcripts UPF2-like. The transcript has 5 exons. Gene Ontology annotation, biological process: nuclear-transcribed mRNA catabolic process, nonsense-mediated decay. NCBI's taxonomy places the organism in Eukaryota, Viridiplantae, Streptophyta, Magnoliopsida, Magnoliales, Magnoliaceae. The coding region runs from base 1 to 783 and encodes 260 amino acids. Gene Ontology annotation, cellular component: cytoplasm; exon-exon junction complex. The record is from RefSeq and is a predicted model, not a curated record.
AUGCCUUUAUCCAGUUCUCUAUUUUCCACGUGGUUAAUCUGCCAACUUGCUGAUGAUAACUACUUUGCUGAGCAGUCACUGUGGCAGAUGGAGAAUGAAAACGCAAAGGUCUUGAAUGCUAAAGGAGAACUUAGUGAUGAAAAUGUGAAUGCAUAUGAAAAGCUAAGGAAGUCGUUUGACCACUUAUUCCGUGGUGUCUCCUCUUUAGCCGAAGCACUUGAAAUGCAACCUCCUGUAAUGCCGGAAGAUGGUCACACUAGGGUUACGACUGGAGAAGAUUCAUCAUUUCUUGCUUCUGGAAAAGAAUCUUCUGCUCUUGAACCUAUAUGGGAUGAUGAAGAUACAAGGGCCUUUUAUGAAUGUUUACCUGAUCUCAGAGCAUUUGUUCCAGCUGUAUUACUGGGAGAAGUUGAACCAAAGCUGAAUGAGCAAUCUGCGAAGACACAAGAGCAACAAACUGAAUCGGUGCCAGAGCCAGACCAGAGUCAAAUGGUGGUACAAGACAAUGUAGAGGCCUCUGCCGAUUCUGAAUUUUCACAGGAUGGAAAAGCAGAUGAAAAAGGUAAGGACAAAGAGGAUAAAGAAAAAGAAAAGAUUAGCGACUCUGACAAGGAGAAAGCAAAGGAAAAAGAUGCUGAAAGAAAAGGAGAAGCUGAGAAGGAGAAGCUGAAAAGUCUUGAUGGAACGAAUUUGGAUGGUUUGUUGCAGAGGCUUCCUGGCUGCGUGAGCCGGAACCUUAUUGAUCAGUUGACUGUAACCACCUUAGUUGCACAAACUGUCUAA